Molecule: messenger RNA, 1261 nt
Organism: Girardinichthys multiradiatus
Lineage: Eukaryota; Metazoa; Chordata; Actinopteri; Cyprinodontiformes; Goodeidae
Gene: faslg
Product: Fas ligand (TNF superfamily, member 6)
Exons: 4
Coding region: 124-933 (269 amino acids)
Biological process (GO): positive regulation of canonical NF-kappaB signal transduction; immune response; extrinsic apoptotic signaling pathway via death domain receptors
Cellular component (GO): membrane
Molecular function (GO): tumor necrosis factor receptor binding
Source: RefSeq, a predicted model, not a curated record
CUUAAACAGCUUCUUGGGUUUGACAUAAAAUUGACAGAGUUCCUCAGACACAAGUCCACACCUUCUUCAGUGCAGAGCAGACAGACUCGCACGCAAACUCACUUCUUAGUCAGGACCUGCACCAUGAGCUUGGACCAGAGGUACCCAUUCCCACAGGUGUUCCUGGUGGAUGAAGGUGGAAGUCAACGCCAGUCUGUGUCGCCUCCAAACCUUAUUCCCUGCUGGUCAUUCCCGCCAGCUCAGGAGGCUAUGAGGAGCCGCGGCAAGAGCCGGACCUGCAUGGGGGUCAGCCCCAGCCUGGCUAUGGUGGUGCUGAUGCUGUUCCUGCUGGUGUUUGCAGCCCUGGGGUUUGAAGCCUGGCAGAUCCUGAACAUACAGAAAAAACUCAAAGAUGUAGAGAAGAUUGAGCAUGAACCCGUGACUGAGUUUGGUGCACCUCUGAAGCAAAUUGGUCUCUACAAGCCAGAAUCAAUUGAAGAAGAGAAAAAGGACAGAUGUGCUGCUCAUGUUAUUGGGCGGAUUGAGAAAAAACCUUACCAAAAGACUUUGCGAUGGGAACCGAAGGCAGGCCAGGCCUUCACCUCUGGAGCGGUGGCUUACCGCAUCGAAGAUGGCGCCCUGCAGGUUAACAAGUCAGGAGUCUAUCAAAUUUACUCUCGUGUGGAGCUGAUCUUUGGGAAGUGCUUGCCCAGCUCUUCCUUUGAGCACACCAUGUUUGUGAGAAGGGCAGGACAGACCUCACCUCUGACUCUGAUGAUGGCCCACAGAUCGGGUUUCUGCCCCCAGCAGUCAGCCCACUCGUGGACCACAGAAAACUAUCUCGGCGGCGCCCUGCAGCUGAAGAAGUUCGACAGAGUUUACGUGAACGUGUCCCACCCUGAGUAUCUCAGUCACUCACAUUAUGGCAACUUCUUUGGCCUGUACAAGAUCUGAAGAGAUUCGAUUGUUUUGGCUUUGAUCCUUGAUCCUUUGAUUGUAUUUUCAUUAUUUUAUCUAUAAUACAUGGACUAAAUAGCUUCUUAUUGCGAUGUAAAAAACAAGAGAUGAUAUUGCACAUUUUAUAUUGGCAACUUAAAGGAAAAAAAGCACUGAGAAAAAAUAACAGAGCAUUUUUACACAAAACGUUCUGCUUUUAUGGAAGAUGUCUAGUCAUUUGACACUAAGGUGCUGAUUUAGUUGUAGCAUUUUCAGUAUUUAUUUUGUAUGCCUGUAUUAUAGUAUGAGUGUUUUAAAGAGAAAAUAAAGGAAUGAUUUAAGCAGA